This is a messenger RNA of Gossypium raimondii (Peruvian cotton), 1285 nucleotides long. Its product is annotated as adenylate isopentenyltransferase 3, chloroplastic. Gene Ontology annotation, molecular function: tRNA dimethylallyltransferase activity. Gene Ontology annotation, biological process: tRNA modification; cytokinin biosynthetic process. Gene Ontology annotation, cellular component: mitochondrion. The record is from RefSeq and is a predicted model, not a curated record. Lineage: Eukaryota; Viridiplantae; Streptophyta; Magnoliopsida; Malvales; Malvaceae.
CAAUCAUGAUAGUUUCCUUGUCUUUGUGCAAGCAAACAAUGUCUUUACUAGACAUACCUUCUGGGGUGCUCAAAUCCAAUUUCUUUAGGCCAACUAGAAAAGAGAAGGUUGUGAUCCUAAUGGGAGCGACUGGAACCGGCAAGUCCCGGCUUUCCGUCGACCUUGCUACCCGGCUCCCAGCCGAAAUAAUAAAUUCGGAUAAAAUACAAGUACAUGCCGGACUCGACAUAGCGACCAACAAGAUCCCUGAGGAGGAACGGUGUGGGAUUCCACACCAUAUGUUAGGUGUAAUAAGUCCCUACACAGAUUUCACGGCAACGGAUUUUGUUGACAUGGCUUCACAUGCCAUGGAUUCGAUUUUGUCCCGCAGCCAGGUUCCGAUCAUAGCCGGGGGCUCGAAUUCAUACAUCGAGGCCUUAGUAGACGAUGAGGACUUUCGGUUCCGAUCUAGGUACGAAUGUUGUUUCCUAUGUGUAGAUGUAGCAAUGCCGGUGCUCCAUCAGUACGUAUCGGAGCGAGUAGAUAAGAUGGUGGAAAUGGGGAUGAUCGAUGAGGUAAGGAGUUUCUUCGACGCCAAUGCCAACUACGCAGUGGGGAUUAGGAAAGCCAUUGGAGUCCCUGAAUUCGACCGCUACUUCAGAGCCGAACCAUAUUUGGACAAACAACAACGUGGUAAACUGCUGCAAGAAGCAAUACAAGAAAUCAAAAGGAAUACCUGCAAAUUAGCUUGUCGGCAAUUGGAGAAGAUUGACCGGUUGAGGAACAAGAAGAACUGGAAGAUACACAUGGUGGAUGCCACGGAGGUUUUCCGCAGGCGUGGUAAGGAUGCAGAUGAGGCGUGGGAAAAGCUUGUAGCAGGUCCUAGUACGGAGAUAGUGGCGGAAUUUCUAUAUAAUUUCAGCCCUCAGACCCUGGUCACUAAACCCAACCUUAGAGUACCUUCACUGCCUUGUGGUAUCAUGCUGUAAAAUCAUAUCUGACAGACAAUAACUAGUAAAUUGAUACAUUCCGAUGUUUUAAAGUAUUUGAGAUAUGCUACUUAAUGGAACUCACUUUUUGGGAAGAAAAAAGAGAUGCUCAAAUUUCAUGGCCCCUGCCAUUUAAUGAUAUGAAAGCAUUUUUUUUCUUCUCCUUUUUGGUGUCUUAUCAGUUGACAUGAUGCAACUGUUUUAACUGGUUUCCGGGAUUGUAAGUUGUAAUGCAAUUUUUGGGGGUAGGGACCCAUUUCAUUUGUUUGUUUUAUAUCCCUAUUUCCUUCUAAACACAUGUUAAUGACUUUUAAUUA